Messenger RNA from Salvia miltiorrhiza (redroot sage), 2190 nucleotides. RefSeq names its product cytochrome c oxidase subunit 6a, mitochondrial. NCBI's taxonomy places the organism in Eukaryota, Viridiplantae, Streptophyta, Magnoliopsida, Lamiales, Lamiaceae. Bases 120 to 503 code for a protein of 127 amino acids. Gene Ontology annotation, molecular function: enzyme regulator activity. Gene Ontology annotation, cellular component: mitochondrial inner membrane. Gene Ontology annotation, biological process: mitochondrial electron transport, cytochrome c to oxygen. The record is from RefSeq and is a predicted model, not a curated record. The transcript is spliced from 3 exons.
UUCAACGACUUUCGGUUCUCAACGAGAAACGUGUUAUUAGGCGUAUCUGCGGGAUUAAUUAUACUGGCAUUGAAUCGGCACACACACAACGCACAGACACAAGGGAAAAAUACACAAAAAUGGCGACGGCGAUUGUGAGAUCUACCCUCCGGUCCGCCCUACGCGGUGGCGCCUCCACCCCUCGCGUCUCACCGGCGUCCAGACGCUCUUUCUCCGCUUCAUCCGGUCACGACGAAGCUGCUGAGGCUUCCAAGUGGGAGAAGAUUACAUAUUUGGGAAUAGUGGCAUGCUCUACUCUCGCUAUCUUUAACCUCUCCAAGGGCCAUCCGCACUACGACGAGCCUCCUGCAUAUCCAUAUUUGCAUAUCCGCAACAAGGAGUUUCCUUGGGGUGAGUUCCCCCUUCUUCAUAUGAUUCAUUUUCAUGAUAUUUGUUUUGUAAAUGCUUGUUUAUCUUAUUUGGUUUUGGUGUGUGUUGACUUUUGUAUGUGUAUGGAUAUUUAAUUCCUCACUUGUAUAAAUGUAUGAAUGUAGCUUGUCAUUUUAUCUCCUUGAUAGAAUUUUAACUUCUAAAGUUGAAGCAUAUUCAACCAUGACAAAAUAUUACUAAAGUACUUCCCUAAAUUUGUUCACUUAGAAAGUAGCAGAGAUUCUAAGUAGUGGGCUGUAAGCCUGUAACUUUUCUAUCACCUAAGAGUAUUUAUGUAAUUGGAAGUUAGUUUAUAUUCUUGAUGGAUUGGAGAUGUUGAAUCCAUGUAACUGAAUCUCGGGAUGUGUACUUGCUUAAUGAAAAUUUAUACUCCCUCCGUCCAUGAAAUGAGUACCUAUUUGUGGGCGGUACGGGUUUUAAGAAAUGUAUGAAGUGUAGUGUGAAUAGUUUAAGGGUCCCACUUUUUGAGUGUAUUAAUUAAAGAGAUGUGUGGGGUAAACUUGCCAAAAAUGGAAAUGGGUACUCAUUUCGUGGACGGACGAAAAAGGAAAUAUGAGUACUCAUUUCGUGGACGGAGGGAGUACUAUUUAUUCCUGGUCUAUGUGUUCAUCUAUUUGUUGUUGUUGACUUGUUGGGCGUAAGUUGGUAUAAUUCCUAAGCAAUAGCUCUCUAAUCUACUUAGGGGGUGUGUACUUUGCGUGAUUGAUAAGAUGCAUGAUUGAGUAUUUUUAUCCUUAAGUAGGAUUUCUCCAAUCCCACCUUUAAGAAUCAGGCAAAACUAGCUUAAAUGAUAAAAAUAAUCAAGGGCCUUGGGAUAUCCCAAAAUUUCAAUCCGUCAAAGUAAACAAGUGAUUAACCUUACUAUUUUUAUCUAUCAAGGCUAAUCAUUUAAAGUAAACGUCCCCUUACUAGCUGUUAAGACGGAAUCCUAUUGUAUAGUAUAUUGUGAUUUUUCAAUACUUUUUUUUUCCCCAGGCAAUAUUGUUUAACUCUAUCAAAUGGCCGUGAUCUAAUUAGUCUGGGUAUUUACCUGAGAUCAUUUUUGUUAAUUUAAGCUAAAAUUAUUAGAGCUCUCAAGUUGAGGACAUAUGCUUUUUCCCUAACAUGCAUCUCAUUUCAAGCUCAAAAAGUCAGUUAUUUGCAUUUACUACCUAGUACACUGCACACCUUUUUUAUCUACUGGAACUCAGGAAUAACUUAGAAAGUUGAACGAGUUAAUAUGUAUAUCUGAUAUAUUUGAAAAGACCCGAGGUGAUUAUUGUAUGAAGUAAAGUGAUGAGGCAAACUGCAGCGAAUAGAACGUACAUUUGUGUGGAUAUUCUUGAUUCUUGAGCACAAUCUACCAACAAUACACCUAGAGUACAUUAUACAACUUCACAGAUUAGUGCAACAUCUAUCAUAAAAUCUUGCUAUUGAUUUUAUCUUCUUUUUUCAGAUUGAUGCGAUAGAAAUAUAUUAACUUUGGUUGCUGAUGAUGCAGGUCCAGAUGGCCUAUUUGAGGUAAAGCAUCAUUGAGUUUUUAGGCCAUCCAAUGAGAAGGCCGUUGCAAUAAUCGGUGUUUUUUUAGUUUGUUUCUUCUACACAUUUAAACUUGUCUGUUGGAAUGUCCUUAGAAUUCCAUACAGUAUGUUGUGUUGACAAUUGGCAGUUUCUGGAACCAGAAGUUUGGAAUGCGGUUUGGCUGAUUUCGCCUUUAUAAGUUUGAUCUGUUCCCUUAAAGCAAACUGAAAUUGAGGAAUAAAUUAAGUGCAUUUCUUCCUA